Molecule: messenger RNA, 1056 nt
Organism: Rhinopithecus roxellana (golden snub-nosed monkey)
Lineage: Eukaryota; Metazoa; Chordata; Mammalia; Primates; Cercopithecidae
Product: neuroligin-4, Y-linked-like
Exons: 4
Coding region: 100-1056 (318 amino acids)
Biological process (GO): neuron cell-cell adhesion; postsynaptic membrane assembly; modulation of chemical synaptic transmission
Cellular component (GO): synapse; cell surface; postsynaptic specialization membrane
Molecular function (GO): neurexin family protein binding; signaling receptor activity
Source: RefSeq, a predicted model, not a curated record
UUUUUGAAAGCCUUGUCUCUUUGCAGGCUCACCUCUGAACUUUGUCUCCUUGGAGCCACCUCACUGAUACAGCUUCGGAUGUGGAUGUGGAUUUGAACCAUGUCGCGGCCCCAGGGACUGCUAUGGCUCCCUUUGUUUUUCACCUCGGUCUGUGUCAUGUUAAACUCCAAUGUCCUCUUUUGGAUAACUGCUCUUGCCAUCAAGUUCACCCUCAUUGACAGCCAAUCGCAGUAUCCAGUUAUUAACACAAAUUAUGGCAAAAUCAGGGGCCUAAGAACACCAUUACCCAGUGAGAUCUUGGGUCCAGUGGAGCAGUACUUAGGGGUCCCCUAUGCCUCACCCCCCACUGGAGAGAGGCGGUUUCAGCCCCCAGAAUCCCCGUCCUCCUGGACUGGCAUCCGAAAUGCUACUCAGUUUGCUGCUGUGUGUCCUCAGCACCUGGAUGAGAGAUUCUUAUUGCAUGACAUGCUGCCCAUCUGGUUUACCCUCAAUUUGGAUACUUUGAUGACUUAUGUUCAAGAUCAAAAUGAAGAUUGCCUUUACUUAAACAUUUACGUGCCCACGGAAGAUGGAACCAUCAUAAAGAGAAACGCAGAUGAUAUAACCAGUAAUGACCGUGGUGAAGAUAAAGAUAUUCAUGAACAGAGUAGUAAGAAGCCAGUUAUGGUCUAUAUCCAUGGGGGAUCUUACAUGGAGGGCACUGGUAACAUGAUUGAUGGCAGCAUUUUGGCCAGCUAUGGGAACGUCAUCGUUAUCACCAUUAACUACCGUCUGGGAAUAUUAGGCUCUGGCCAGCUGCUUUGGCUACUAGUUUUGGAAACAGGAAAUUGUGCUUUUGGUGUUUUAAAAAGGUCUACUCUGACAAAGGGCGGAAGGAGGAAAGCAUGUAUGAGGGCACUGCACAGGCCCUCUUCAAAGGGAGCAGUGUGUGCAAUGCCUGUAGCCAGGCCACAAGGAAGAAAACUUGGGCAUCCUUUGCUGAAGGAAGCAGUGGGCAUUGAGAAAAUUCUGUUUGCUGGAAUUACAAAAUAUUAUGUUGCAUGCAUGAUGGAUUGA